AUGGAGUCAUGGGUGGGGUGGUUGCUUCUUCUAUGUUGCCAUAUUGUCUUCUUUCACUUCUCCUUUUCUCAUUCCUUAUGUCAUCCUCAGGAUAAAAUUGCCUUGCUCCAAUUCAAAAACUCUGACACUUCUUCUUUUGGAUCAGUAGAGACCUCUCCCACUUAUGAUGAUGCCACUUAUGCUUUUUCAAGCUAUGCUGCAUGCAGUGAUAUGGAUCCAAAGACAACAACAUGGGAAAAUGGAACAGAUUGUUGCUCAUGGGUUGGCGUUACUUGCCACCCCAUUUCUGGUCGUGUCAUAGGUCUCGAUGUCUCAUGCGGUGGCCUUUAUGGUGAAAUCCUUCCGAACAGUACUUUUUUCUAUCUUUCUCAUCUUCAAUCACUUAAUCUUGCUUUCAAUUAUUUCAACUUUCAACCAUCUCUCUUUAAUGGAUUUGUGAGUCUCACACACCUCAAUUUGUCUGAUUGUGUCUUACAAGGUGAAAUUCCUUCUCAAAUCUCACAACUUUCCAAAUUAGAAUCACUUGAUCUCUCUCAUAAUCUGCAGUUAACGUGGAAAGAAAGCAGUUGGAAGAAAUUCCUCCAAAACGCAACAUUUUUAAAGGAGCUUGUUUUGGAUGAUGUAGAUAUGACUCAAAGUUCAAUGAGGCCACUCAAUCAGUCUACCUCCUUAGUUAGUCUUAGUCUCAGUGAAACUGGAGUAUGGGGAAACUUGAAAAAUGGCACCUUAUGCUUACCAAAACUUCAACAGUUGUACUUGUCAUAUAUUCAUUACAGUCUCAAUGGCCACCACCUUCCCAGCUUGAGUUGCAGUGCUGCUUCUCUCACUAUAUUGGAUUUGUCAUAUAAUGAUUUUGAGGGGUCAAUCCCUGCCUCUUUCUUCAACCUCACACAUCUUACUUUCCUUGAUCUCUCACAUAACAUCUAUCUCAAUGGUUCAAUUCCCUCCUCCCUCUUAUCCCUUCCGAGUCUAACUUUUCUGGAUCUUGGAUUCAAUCAAUUCAGUGGCCAAAUCCCAAACAUCUUUCCCCAGAUAAAUAGUUUUGAAAAACUAGAUUUGAGUCAUAACAAUGUAGAAGGUGAGCUACCAUCAACACUUUCAAAUCUUCAACAUCUCAUUCNCUUGGAUCUUUCAAUGAAUAAAUUGAGUGGUCAAAUUCCAUUGUCAAUUCUAAAUCUUCAAUAUCUCGUUUUCUUAGAUCUUUCACAUAAUAGAUUGGAGGGUCCUCUGCCUAACAAAAUAACAAGUCUCUCAAACCUAACUCGGUUAUACUUCAAUGACAACUUACUAAAUGAAACAAUUCCUGUUUGGUGUUUAUCUUUGCCAUCUUUGCUAGAACUAGAUCUAUCAGAUAAUCAUUUCACAGGACGUAUAAGUGCUACCGUGUCACAAUCCUUUGAGUUUCUGUAUUUGUGCAACAACAAGCUACAGGGCAAUAUUCCACAAUCAAUCUUCACUCUAGUAAAUCUUGGCCAAUUAUGUUUAUCAUCAAACAACUUUAGUGGUUUUCACAAUGUCAAUUACAAUUUCCCUAGGUUAGAGAGGUUGUAUUUAUCAUCUUUAGAUCUCACUGAAUUUCCAAAAUUGGCAGGAAAAGUUCCAAUGUUGACAGACCUUGACCUAUCCAACAACAAAUUGAAUGGAACAGUUCCUAAGUGGUUACAUGAGAUGGAUUCAUUAAAUUAUUUGAACCUAUCCCAGAACUUUCUGUCAACUCCAGUGAAGCAAUUCUCAAGGAACUACAAACUCCAAUUCCUUGAUCUUAGUUUCAAUUUACUCACUGGCCACAUCUCUUCCUCCAUUUGUAGUGUAAGUUCACUUGAUGUUCUCCUUUUGUCUCACAAUAAGUUGGUAGGUGUCAUUCCACCAUGCCUUGCAAACUUGUCUUUCCUUUUUAUUUUGGAUUUACAAAGGAACAAAAUAAAUGGGACAUUACCAAGUAAUUUCUCAAUCAAUAGUCCUCUCAGCGUUAUAAAUCUCAAUGACAACCAAUUAGAAGGUAUUUUGCCAAAAUCUUUGUCCAAUUGCANNNAAUUNGAGAUCUUGAAUCUUGCCAACAAUCAAAUUGAGGACAAAUUUCCUGCCUGGCUUCAAACACUACCAAUGUUGACAAUAUUGGUAUUGCGUGCCAACAAAUUGUACGGUCCUGUUCCAAGUUUAAAGAUGAAAAAUGGAUUUACAAGUUUACUUAUUUUUGAUAUCUCAUCCAACUACUUCAAUGGUUCAAUACCAAAAACCUAUAUACAAAAUUUUCAAGCCAUGAAGAAUGUUAUUCGUUACAAAGUGGGCGAGCUAUACAUGCAACCUUACAGUAAUAGAUCUGUAACUGAAUUUGCAACCGUAACAACAAAAGCCAUAAAUAUGACAUUCAAAAAAAUUCCAAAAAACUUUAUAACCAUUGAUUUAUCCAGAAACAAAUUUGAAGGAGAGAUUCCAUAUGUAAUUGGAGAGCUUCAUGCUCUUAGAGGACUCAACUUUUCCCAUAAUAGACUCAGUGGUCCUAUUCCCCAAUCCAUUGGAAAUUUGAAAAUUUUGGAAUCACUGGAUCUCUCCUCAAAUAUGUUCAUGGGUAGGAUACCCACAGAAUUAACCAAUUUGAACUUUCUUGAAGUCCUGAAUCUUUCCUAUAAUCAUCUUGUCGGAGAAAUACCUGAAGGAAAACAGUUCAACACUUUUGAAAAUAACUCCUACAUUGGAAACUCAGGACUAUGUGGGUUCCCAUUGUCAAAGAACUGCAACAACAUUAAACAACAAUCUCCAUCUUCUCCGAGCUUCUGGCGAGAAGAGAGAUUUCAAUUUGGAUGGGAAGUAGUUGUUAUAGGAUAUGGAUGUGGAUUAAUAUUUGGAAUUGGCUUAGGAAUUUUUGUAUUGUUCAUUGAAAAGCCUGAAUGGCUCGUGAAAAUGGUCGGAGGUGGUCUCCGUAAAAAGAUGAGAAGAAGGUGAAAUAUGUGAAGUAGCAA
This is a messenger RNA of Vigna radiata var. radiata (mung bean), 2960 nucleotides long. Its product is annotated as receptor-like protein 12. Bases 1 to 2943 code for a protein of 980 amino acids. Gene Ontology annotation, molecular function: protein binding. The record is from RefSeq and is a predicted model, not a curated record. Lineage: Eukaryota; Viridiplantae; Streptophyta; Magnoliopsida; Fabales; Fabaceae. The transcript has a single exon.